Messenger RNA from Marmota flaviventris (yellow-bellied marmot), 5208 nucleotides. Lineage: Eukaryota; Metazoa; Chordata; Mammalia; Rodentia; Sciuridae. The record is from RefSeq and is a predicted model, not a curated record.
UGAGAGAAAAGAGGGAGCGGCCCGGCGGGGGCCCGGCGGAGGCUAGUCGGCGUAAGCUAGCCGGCACCUCGGCCAUGUCACUGCUCUGUGUGCGCGUUAAAAGAGCCAAAUUCCAGGGUUCACCAGAUAAAUUUAACACAUAUGUGACCCUGAAAGUACAGAAUGUGAAGAGCACAACUGUAGCAGUUCGAGGCGAUCAACCUUCCUGGGAACAAGAUUUCAUGUUUGAGAUCAGUCGUCUGGACCUGGGUCUAAGUGUGGAGGUAUGGAACAAAGGGCUGAUAUGGGACACCAUGGUGGGGACCGUGUGGAUUGCACUGAAGACAAUUCGUCAGUCAGAUGAGGAAGGGCCCGGUGAGUGGUCUACAUUGGAGGCUGAGACAUUAAUGAAAGAUGAUGAGAUCUGUGGAACUAAAAACCCAACUCCUCAUAAAAUCUUGCUUGAUACAAGAUUCGAGUUGCCUUUCGAUAUCCCAGAGGAGGAAGCCAGAUAUUGGACCUACAAAUUGGAGCAAAUCAAUGCCUUAGGAGCUGAUAAUGAGUAUUCUAUUCAAGAAGAAAGCCAGAGGAAGUCCUUGCCCACUGCUGCCGCCCAGUGUUCCUUUGAAGACCCUGAUAGUGCCGUCGAUGACCGAGACAGUGAUUAUCGCAGUGAGACCAGCAAUAGCAUCCCACCUCCUUACCAUACGACUUCCCAGCCCAAUGCUUCUGUGCACCAGUUUCCUGUGCCUGUGCGAUUGCCACAUCAGCUACUGCUUCAGGGCAGUUCCCGGGAUUCUUGCAAUGACUCUAUACAGAGUUAUGACCUUGAUUAUCCAGAGCGUCGGGCCCUCAGCCCCACCAGCAGUAGUAGGUAUGGCUCCUCCUGUAAUGUGAGUCAAGGAAGCUCUCAGCUGAGUGAACUAGACCAAUAUCACGAACAAGAUGAUGAUCGUCGGGAGAGGGAUUCAAUUCAUUCCUGCCACAGCUCUGGUAGUCUCUCCAGAGAUGGCCAGGCUGUCUUUGGAGAACAAGAAAAAGCCUUGGAAGUUACAGGUGAAACAGAGAAGGGGAGAGCUUGUGAACCCAAAGAGAUGAGAGAAGAUGCCAUAGCCCAUCCUCCCCCAGAUCUGGUGCUACACAAGGACCAUGUCCUAGACCCCCAGGAGAGUUUUCCUGAGGAGAAUGCAUCUUCACCAUUUACCCAAGCCAGAGCACACUGGAUCCGAGCAGUGACCAAGGUCCGACUCCAGCUGCAGGAGAUUCCAGAUGAUGGUGACCCUUCUCUGCCUCAGUGGCUUCCAGAAGGGCCAGCUGGAGGGCUCUAUGGCAUCGACAGCAUGCCAGACCUACGCAGAAAAAAGCCAUUACCACUUGUCAGUGAUCUGUCACUGGUCCAGUCCCGGAAGGCAGGGAUUACUUCGGCAAUGGCUACACGUACCUCUCUUAAGGAUGAAGAGCUGAAAUCCCAUGUUUAUAAGAAAACCCUGCAGGCCUUAAUCUACCCCAUCUCAUGUACCACACCACACAACUUUGAAGUCUGGUCAGCUACCACCCCGACCUACUGCUAUGAAUGUGAAGGCCUACUCUGGGGCAUUGCCCGGCAAGGCAUGCGCUGCAGCCAGUGUGGGGUCAAGUGUCAUGAGAAGUGCCAGGACCUGCUCAACGCCGACUGCCUGCAGCGGGCUGCAGAAAAGAGCUCUAAACAUGGAGCUGAGGACCGGACACAGAACAUUAUCAUGGCCAUGAAGGACCGCAUGAAGAUCCGAGAGCGAAAUAAGCCGGAGAUCUUUGAAGUUAUCAGGGAUGUCUUCACAGUGAGCAAAGUAGCCCACGUGCAGCAGAUGAAAACAGUGAAGCAGAGUGUACUGGAUGGCACUUCUAAAUGGUCAGCCAAGAUUACCAUCACUGUGGUAUGUGCCCAGGGCUUACAAGCCAAGGACAAAACAGGAUCCAGUGACCCUUAUGUGACUGUGCAAGUUGGUAAAACCAAGAAGCGUACCAAGACCAUUUUUGGAAACUUGAAUCCUGUUUGGGAGGAGAAGUUCCAUUUUGAGUGCCAUAACUCCUCUGACCGCAUUAAGGUACGUGUGUGGGAUGAGGAUGAUGACAUCAAAUCAAGAGUAAAGCAGCGGCUAAAGCGAGAGUCUGAUGAUUUCCUUGGCCAAACCAUCAUCGAGGUUCGGACACUGAGUGGCGAGAUGGAUGUCUGGUACAAUCUGGAGAAGAGGACAGACAAGUCAGCCGUCUCGGGAGCUAUUCGACUACAGAUCAAUGUGGAGAUCAAGGGGGAGGAGAAGGUAGCCCCGUACCAUGUGCAGUAUACAUGCCUCCAUGAGAACCUUUUCCAUUAUCUCACAGACAUUCAGGGUAGUGGAGGAGUCCAGAUUCCUGAGGCUCGAGGAGAUGAUGCAUGGAAGGUGUACUUUGAUGAGACAGCCCAAGAAAUUGUGGAUGAAUUUGCCAUGCGCUAUGGCAUUGAGUCCAUAUAUCAGGCUAUGACGCAUUUUGCAUGUUUGUCAUCCAAAUACAUGUGUCCUGGUGUGCCAGCAGUGAUGAGCACCUUACUGGCCAACAUCAAUGCCUACUAUGCCCACACAACCGCCUCUACCAAUGUCUCUGCAUCUGACCGCUUUGCAGCCUCCAACUUUGGGAAAGAGAGAUUUGUAAAACUUCUGGACCAGCUGCACAACUCACUGAGGAUAGACCUCUCUACAUACAGAAAUAAUUUCCCUGCUGGGAGCCCUGAGCGGCUUCAGGAUUUAAAAUCCACAGUGGAUUUGCUGACCAGCAUUACUUUCUUCAGAAUGAAGGUACAAGAACUGCAGAGCCCUCCAAGAGCCAGCCAGGUGGUAAAGGAUUGUGUGAAGGCCUGUUUGAACUCCACAUAUGAGUAUAUCUUCAACAACUGCCAUGACUUAUACAAUCGCCAGUAUCAGCUGAAGCAGGAGCUACCUCUAGAGGAACAAGGUCCCAGCAUUCGGAACCUGGAUUUUUGGCCCAAACUCAUCACACUCAUUGUGUCAAUCAUAGAGGAAGAUAAAAAUUCCUAUACACCUGUUCUGAACCAGUUUCCUCAGGAAUUGAAUGUGGGAAAAGUCAGCGCAGAAGUGAUGUGGCAUCUGUUUGCCCAAGACAUGAAAUACGCAUUAGAGGAGCAUGAGAAAGACCGGCUGUGUAAGAGUGCCGACUACAUGAACCUGCACUUCAAGGUGAAGUGGCUCCACAAUGAAUAUGUGCAGGAUCUGCCUGCCCUCCAGGGGCAGGUGCCUGAGUACCCAGUGUGGUUUGAGCAGUUUGUGCUACAGUGGCUGGAUGAGAAUGAGGAUGUAUCCCUUGAAUUCCUGCGUGGGGCCCUGGAACGAGAUAAGAAGGAUGGGUUCCAGCAGACAUCAGAGCAUGCACUCUUUUCCUGCUCUGUGGUGGACAUCUUCACGCAGCUCAAUCAGAGCUUUGAGAUCAUCCGGAAGCUGGAAUGCCCAGACCCCAACAUCCUUGCCCACUACAUGAGGAGAUUUGCUAAGACCAUCGGGAAAGUGCUGAUGGAAUAUGCAGACAUCUUAUCGAAGAGCUUCCCAGAUUAUUGCACAAAAGAGAAACUGCCCUGCAUCCUGAUGAACAACAUGCAGCAAUUGAGGGUCCAGUUGGAGAAAAUGUUUGAAGCCAUGGGAGGCAAGGAGCUAGAUCCUGAAGCUGCAGACAGUCUGAAGGAACUGCAGGUGAAACUGAAUACAGUUCUGGAUGAGCUCAGCAUGGUGUUUGGAAACAGCUUCCAGGUGCGGAUCGAUGAGUGUGUUCGACAAAUGGCAGAUAUCCUGGGCCAGGUACGGGGCACAGGAAAUGCGUCCCCCAACUCCAGGGCUUCAGUGGCUCAGGAUGCAGAUAGUGUGUUGCGGCCUCUCAUGGACUUUCUGGAUGGCAACCUCACACUCUUUGCCACUGUGUGUGAGAAGACAGUUCUGAAGCGUGUCCUGAAGGAGCUCUGGCGGGUGGUGAUGAACACAAUGGAAAGAAUGAUUGUUCUGCCACCCCUCACAGACCAAACGGGCACCCAGUUGAUCUUCACUGCUGCCAAGGAGCUGAGCCAUCUUUCCAAACUCAAGGACCAUAUGGUGCGAGAAGAAACACGGAAUCUCACUCCAAAGCAGUGUGCUGUCCUCGACCUGGCCCUGGACACCAUCAAGCAAUACUUCCACGCGGGAGGCAAUGGACUAAAGAAAACCUUCCUGGAGAAGAGCCCAGAUCUGCAGUCUCUACGCUAUGCUCUAUCUCUGUACACACAGACUACAGACACUCUCAUCAAGACCUUUGUGCGCUCCCAGACUGCCCAGGCAUCUGGUGUGGAUGAUCCUGUGGGAGAAGUCUCUAUUCAGGUGGACUUAUUUACACACCCUGGUACUGGGGAGCACAAGGUUACAGUGAAAGUGGUGGCUGCCAGUGAUCUCAAGUGGCAGACAGCAGGUAUGUUCCGCCCUUUUGUGGAAGUGACCAUGGUUGGCCCACACCAAAGUGAUAAGAAGAGGAAAUUCACAACCAAAUCCAAGAGCAACAACUGGGCCCCCAAGUAUAAUGAGACAUUUCACUUCCUCCUGGGAAAUGAAGAGGGUCCAGAGGCCUAUGAGUUGCAGAUAUGUGUGAAGGAUUACUGCUUUGCCCGGGAGGAUCGUGUGCUAGGGCUGGCUGUGAUGCCUCUGAGGGAUGUGGCAGCCAAGGGCAGCUGUGCCUGCUGGUGCCCGUUGGGCCGGAAGAUCCACAUGGAUGAGACAGGCAUGACCAUUCUCCGGAUUCUGUCUCAGAGAAGCAAUGACGAGGUGGCCCGAGAGUUUGUGAAACUCAAAUCAGAGUCCCGUUCCAUGGAAGAAGGCAGCUGAACACUCUUGGUGGUCAGCUGCUGGUCCCCUCAUAGAUGUUCAACCCUACAGAAGGAGCUUGGACUCUGAUCCCUCUGUACAGACUGGAUGGAGAGGGCCUCAACAUUCCAUGGGAGGUCAGACAAAUUCUUGCAGAGGGUCAGAUGGACUUCCCAGGCCCUUGCUCAGAGAUGUGACAUGAUCCUCUUGGAUUUCCUCAAUAGCAACCUCCUGAACUUCCUGAGGACUCAGCAUUGUCCACAGCUGUACUGGCCAAUACGUGAAACAAGAAACCAAGCAUCUUUGCUGUUUUUAAUUAUUGUAUGUGCCAUUGUUACAGGAAAUUAUAGGCUAGUCUGUAAUAAAUUAUCUUAUAGCA